UUUAAGAAAACAUUUAAAUUUUGAAUAAACAAAAUUAUUUUUUUAAUAUUUCCAAAUUUCUUUAUAACAAUUAUAUUUUAUUUUAAAAGAAAAUGAGCUAUCGCGAUGAUUUUUAUUCAAAAGAAGCCACUCUUAUAAACAACUCCAAACGUGAAUUGGCCAAUGGAGUGGACAAGGAACCAAUUUAUAAACUAAGGCUAAUGUGUUUCGCAAAAGGUGCCACUGGGAUAUUGGGAUUAGCAAAAACUUUUCGCAAAAUGGAUAUAAAUAGCAACAAUUCUCUUAGUUUAAUGGAAUUUGUAGAGGGCAUAAAGCAAAGUGGCCUUAAUCUCAAUCAGGAUGAAGCUAAAACUAUUUUUAAGAGUUUCGAUGUCAACAAUGAUGGUGCCAUAAAUACAAGUGAAUUUUUAACUAAAUUAAGGCCCUCUAUGACCCGUAACCGUUUGGAAAUCAUUAAUAAAGCUUUCGAAAAAAUUGACAGAAAUUGUGAUGGUGUUAUUACUGUUGAGGAUUUGAAAAAUAUCUAUUGCGUUCGUGAUCAUCCAAAGUAUUUGAGUGGUGAAUUGACGGAAACUGAAAUUCUUGAACAGUUUUUAAAUAAUUUUGUUUGCGACCAAGAAGGUGAGAAGAAAAAAGCUAAAGUAACUAAAGAGGAAUUUAUUAAUUACUAUGCCACAAUAAGUGCUUCCAUUGAUAAUGAUGCCUAUUUUGAUUUGGUAAUGAGACGUGCUUAUAAAUUGUAAUUGCAUAAAUAUAUUUUGGAAAAAUUGCACGUGUUUAAAUAAACGUUUUAUAAAAACACGAUGAAA
Molecule: messenger RNA, 809 nt
Organism: Lucilia cuprina (Australian sheep blowfly)
Lineage: Eukaryota; Metazoa; Arthropoda; Insecta; Diptera; Calliphoridae
Product: calcyphosin-like protein
Exons: 3
Coding region: 93-743 (216 amino acids)
Molecular function (GO): calcium ion binding
Source: RefSeq, a predicted model, not a curated record